AUGCUGUAUGAGGCACUUUGCAGAUUUGGUCGAAAACUGGUACACAAACGUCCACUGGAUCAAGAAAUAUAUGAGUUCCAAUUUGGCAAAUGUAUGAGCACUCUGGAUUUAGUGGCCCUGGGUGUCGGCCGCACAGUGGGUGCAGGUAUAUAUAUCCUGGCUGGCGAUGUCGCUAGAGAUAAAGCAGGACCAGCCACUGUGAUCUGCUUUUUGGUGGCUGGUGUAACUUCUGUGUUGGCCGGGCUCUGCUAUGCAGAGUUUGGUGCCCGGGUUCCCCACUCUGGCUCUGCAUAUCUCUACACCUAUAUUGCUAUAGGAGAAGUCUGGGCUUUCCUCACUGGCUGGAACCUCAUCCUCUCCCUUGUUGCUGAUGCAGUCAUUGUUAUCCAGACCUGGACCUUAAUUUUUGACAACCUGUAUAGGAGCUGGAUCUCUCAAACCCUGCAUAAGAGCAUCUCACAGCAUGUUCCUCAGGUCUUUGCAGAUAAUGUAGGCUUCUUGGCUGUGAUCCUUGUAUUUUUGCUCAUAGAAUUUAACAAUAUGAAGAUUCGUCCAUUCUUCAUAGUUUUCAAAGUGUUCACUUUGGUGAAAGUUUUGGUUCUCAGUUUUGUCAUCAUCUCUGGCUUCAUAAAGGGGGACCUGCACAACUGGAAGCUCACAGAAGAGGACCACAUAACGGCUGGACUCAAUGAUACCUCUAGCUUGGGCCUUCUGGGCUCUGGAGGAUUCAUGCCAUUUGGCUUCGAGGGGAUUCUCCAUGGAUCAGCUACAUGCUUCUAUUUACUUAUAGGUUUCAGCAUUAUUGUUACCAGAGUCAAAGAGACACAGAAUCCCAAGCGUUCCAUCCCCAUGGGCAUUGUGAUUUCACUGCUCAUUUGCUUUUUGUUGUAUUUUGGUGUCUCUGUGGCACUUACGCUUAUGGUGCCUUACUAUAAGCUCCGACCCGGGAGCACCUUGCCUGAGGUAUUUCUCCAUAUUGGCUGGGCCCCUGCCUACUAUGCUGUAACUAUUGCAUUUAUCUGUAGUAUUUCUAUCAUCUUCUGGGGUAUUAUGUACUUCAUCCACCGGGUGAUAUACAUGAUGGCAAACGAUGGCCUCCUGUACCCUGUCCUUGCCAGGAUCCGUACUGGCACAUAUGCCCCCAUCAUAGCCAAUGUGAUCUUUGGCAUUAUUGCAGCAAUCAUGCUAUGUUUUAGACUCACUGAUCUUGUGAACCUCAGGUCAGUUGGGGCCCUGCUAGCUUACUCCCUGGUGGCUUUUUCUGUUCUCAUCCUCAGAUAUCAGCCUGAGAAGAAGAAUGGGGGAAAUGAAGCACAGGUGCAGGAGGAGAACAGACCUGCAGCAGAGAAGCUGACUCUACAUACACUAUUUUUUCCAGGCAUUUCCACCCCCACUCCACUCUCUGGCCAUAUUGCCUCUGUGUGCUCCUCACUGCUUGCUCUCCUGCUGACUCUUCUCUGUCUGGUGCUGGCCCGGUGGCCAAGUCUGCUUUCUGGAGACCCAGUGUGGAUCACAGUGGUUGUGCUGCUCCUGGUACUUAUCAUUGGGAUCACCGGAAUAAUCUGGAGACAGCCACAGAGCCCCCCUCCCCUUCACUUUCAGGUACCUGCUCUGCCUCUCCUCCCACUCCUGAGCAUCUUUCUGAAUGUUUACCUUAUGAUGCAGAUGAUAGCUGGCACCUGGUCUCUAUUUGGUGUCUGGAUGCUGAUUGGGUUUGCUAUCUACUUCAGCUAUGGGAUCCAGCACAGCCUGACUCCUUAA
Nyctereutes procyonoides (raccoon dog) is the source of this 1761-nucleotide messenger RNA. RefSeq names its product cationic amino acid transporter 3-like. The coding region runs from base 1 to 1761 and encodes 586 amino acids. Gene Ontology annotation, biological process: transmembrane transport; amino acid transport. Gene Ontology annotation, cellular component: plasma membrane. NCBI's taxonomy places the organism in Eukaryota, Metazoa, Chordata, Mammalia, Carnivora, Canidae. The transcript has a single exon. Gene Ontology annotation, molecular function: amino acid transmembrane transporter activity. The record is from RefSeq and is a predicted model, not a curated record.